CCCAGGCGUCUUCUCUGACUCCAACGUUCAGAUCACACACCAUCCAACAUCAUGGCCCCUUCUAUCCUUCUAUCGAGCCCAGCUCCAACGUCUACCUCAAAGUCAUCGCCGACGGAGCAGGUGCCAUUGUCGCCUCCAUUCCCUAAUCCCUCUCUCCAGAUCACAGCAGAUCACAAUCUCAAAUUUGUCCCCGCCCCGGUGUAUGCGCCACAGCGAGGUGAGGUCCUACUGCAAAUCAAAGCCACUGGCGUCUGUGGGUCCGAUAUUCAUUUCUGGAAAACCGGUCGCAUUGGAGAGCUAGUCUUCGAAGGAGAUUGCAUAAUUGGCCAUGAAGCAGCGGGGGUGGUGCUAAAGUGUGGAGAUGGAGUGACCCAUCUCCAGCCUGGUGACAGAGUCGCCGUCGAACCUGGGGUUCCUUGCGAACAGUGCUUCCUCUGUGAUGACGGUCGCUAUAACCUUUGCGAAGACGUCCAAUUUGCGGGAGUAUAUCCUUAUGCGGGUACCAUCCAACGUUACAAGGUCCAUCCGGCCAAAUGGUUACAUAAGCUUCCAGACAAUAUAUCCUAUCUUGAAGGGGCCCUCCUCGAGCCACUUUCGGUCGUUAUGCGCGGAAUUGAGGUCGCGCGUCUUCAUUUAGGUCGUGGUGUAGUCGUAUGUGGUGCUGGGCCUAUUGGACUGAUCGCCCUCGCAGCUGCUCGGGCAUCUGGGGCCCACCCCAUUGUCAUCACAGAUAUUGAGCCAAAGCGACUCGCCUUUGCAAAGGAAUUUGCGCCUUGGUGCAACACAUACCAGGUUAAUCCAGCACUAGAUGCAGAAGGCAACGCUAAGGCAAUCCGAGCGAUUUUUGGUCCGGACGAGUACAACGCCCCAGAAACUGUAUUAGAGUGUACUGGUGUUGAGAACAGUGUGUGUACUGCAGCAUUUACCGCUCGUCGGGGUGGUACGGUGGUCGUCAUUGGCGUGGGAAAGGCAGUCAUGAAUAACCUGCCAUUUAUGCAUAUUUCCCUGGCAGAGAUCGAUUUGCGGUUCAUCAACCGAUACCGCGAUACCUGGCCGCCUGCUAUAGCGUGUCUCAGUGGGGGCAUACUGGACCUGAAGAAAUUGGUGUCGCACGUUUUUCCCCUAGAGAAGGCCGUAGAUGCCUUGAAUAUGUGUGCGGAUACCAGAAACGGGAGCAUUAAGGUGACCAUUGUGGAUGAGGUUGAAGCAACGCUGUGAAUAAUUGCAGAAUAUAUGGCAGGGGCAGAGAC
Messenger RNA from Aspergillus eucalypticola CBS 122712, 1250 nucleotides. Its product is annotated as putative alcohol dehydrogenase. The transcript has 5 exons. Gene Ontology annotation, molecular function: zinc ion binding; L-iditol 2-dehydrogenase (NAD+) activity. Lineage: Eukaryota; Fungi; Ascomycota; Eurotiomycetes; Eurotiales; Aspergillaceae. The record is from RefSeq and is a predicted model, not a curated record. Bases 52 to 1218 code for a protein of 388 amino acids. Gene Ontology annotation, biological process: D-sorbitol catabolic process.